AUGGACAACUAUCCGCGCGGCAGCUUGGACCACAACAUUCCCUUCCUCCUCACCCUCGGCGUCUCCCCUCCCAACUCCAGCUCAGCCCACAACCCUGAACUGGGCAAGACUCUCAAGGACCAGGCCAUCGAGGUCCGGUCCGAUCUUCCUCCUCUCGAUCUUCCUCCCGCGCAAGCUCUGUUACACUACAUCCAAGAGCGGGAUGCCUCGACCUUACCAUGCAUCGCAUACGAGCACCAGCUUCGCUACCGGUUCCGGGUCAAGUCAGCAGAGAGGUCCUUCCUGCUGCCUCCCCGCCGCGCCCGCUUGCCCGAAGGGAUAGAAGCUCCUCCGGGUGCCAUCCUCCAUUCGCCAUUCUCGCCUCUGACUCCGAUAUCCCCUCUGUACCCCGACGGCCUGAUCGAUGGGCAAUGGACGCUGAAACACCAGGAACUGAUUCCCAGUGUCGUGCUCUGCUUCUACAACCUCGUCUCCGACCCAAAUCAGUCCACCCUAAGCGAUAACCACAUCAAGUCCGACGUGAACAAGUUGAGGAACCUGCUGAUCCAAUCAGGCCACAAGAUCAAGCUCGCCAUUGUAUUUCUGUCCGACCCUUCUGGCGACCACACGGACUACCUCCAAGAUCGCAUUGAGAUUAUUCGCAGGGGCUGUGCGCUUGACCCCAAGUCGGUCUUCCUCAUGCCCCCUAACGAGAACCACGAAGACCUUGCGCGCAUGGCCGAGAAUAUGUUGAUCACAUUAUACGGCGCUUCAAUGGAGUAUUACAAAGAACUGGGCAGGCAUUCCCGAAAGAAGAGAGGAAGGGGAGUUGCUCCGCCGCCAACCGUGCCACCAACAACAGGUACUUCCCAAACGCUUUCGCUGGCAGGAUGGAAUGUUCGUUAUGAUUUCAAGUCAGCUGUACUGGCCGAAUUUCGCCUGGAAAUGGAGAACGCCCUGCGCUCUUACGAACAAGCAUACGAGAACCUGCUAAGCUCAGAGGUUGUCGAACUAAUACCAAGUUGGAGUCCUCGCUGGAACGAGGCGCGGCUUCUUGCUGACGUGAUAGCCAUCCGCUCCAUUCGCUGCUUGUUAUGGGGCGCUCAGAACAGCGCGGCCGUUCGCAGGUGGCAAUUCCACCGCGAAAGGAUGGCGGAUCUUGUCGAGCGCCUUGGAAGAGGCACCAGCAACUAUGGGUGGGAGGCCUGGCAAGCACGUUGGGCAAUCGUCAUGGCGAACUUGAUGGAGAAGGCAGGCAUCCCAGAGCUUGAUCCUGCUGAGAUGCGACUCUACCUCAACCCAGAAAAGAACAUUAUGGGGGAACGACUACAACCCUGGGAGUUCCUUCACCAUACAGGUUAUUGGUAUCGUCUGGCUUCCAGGCACUUGUAUGCCCGGAGAGCCCGGGCUCGUGCGAUGCCUGAAGACGAUAGGAGACCACCAGGCUCUUCUCCGGCCUCUCACCUUGCGAGCAGGGGCUUCAUAUAUGACACCUUCAUGUGUCCAGAACCCCACGAGGAGUUUCCGCUGGAGCACAUGACCUAUAAGGGUGUGGAUCAUAACGGCAUGAUCAUCGACUGCCUAUCACGAGCACUUAACGAGUUUUUGCAGAGGGACCAAGCACGGCUGGCUGCUGAGUUGUCUCUAGAGUUAGCCAGGGAACUGAGUCUCAGGCAGGAAUGGGCCAAGGUUGUCGAGUUGCUGCGGCCUAUCUGGCAAACCAUGUCGUUCAGGAAGGAACGCUGGCCAACAUUGGCCGAGGAAGUUAGCUGGGCUCUAAGGGCAGCCGCUUCAAAGACUGGUGAUCUUGGUGAUGUCGUUACCAUUGACUGGGAAUUGCUGGACCGAGGCUUCACGAAACGCAAAAACUGGCAAUAUGACAUCACAAAGUCCCUACAACCAAUAACGCCGGAUCCCAAGCCGCUUGUCAAUAUCGCAGAUGGCCAGAUCAUCCCGCCUAUUUCAGCUACCUUUGUCUUCAGAGACGAGGAAGGGAAAGCAGGCCAGACCACCCGUGCCCAACUGUGCCUCCGUUCCAACGCCCAUGUCGAAUCCGCUCCCAUACCAUUCAGCAGGAUCGAGGUCAAGUUCAAUGGCAGCAUCAACACUCUCGUACUAAGACAUAAAAUACAAGAAGAAGAAGGCAGCAAGCGACAAAAGCAUGGUAACGUUGUUUUAUGUCCGGUACCCCUUGAGGAUAUCACCCCUAGCGAUAGAGAGCCGACGACAGAAGACUCGGCCGAGGAGGAUGAGAGAGGAACUGAGUUACAAGGCACCACCGACCUGACUCUUUCACCUGGUUAUACUCUCGUCUGCGUUAUGGACAUACCACUUCGCGAACAAGGCGAAGUAACCGCUCUUUCUCUCACCGCGACACUCGAGACUGAGUCCUUUGACCUCCACCAGUCUCUCAAACUCCGGGAUAUGCCCAACAUGACCCACAUUUGGUAUCCCACACCCUCAACCAGGAAGCGCAUCACCCGGCCAGUCAGUCCUCUGUCCCUCCGAAUCCUUCCAAGGCCUCCCAAGAUGGAGAUCAAGAGCGAGAUCAAGGAACAGUACUACACCAACGAGGCGAUAACACUCGACUUUGACAUCUACAACGCCGAAGACGUCGAGGCUCCUUCCAAGUUCGAUGCGCUCUUAUUCUGCGACGAGGACGAAGCGUCAUUGACUGCUCCGUCUUUCACAGUGGAAGAGAACAAGAAGAAAUCUUCCACAAGCAGCUCCUCCGGCCGCGAAUCCAAGGUCUCCUCUUACUUCCUCGGCGACAUCCAGCCAAGCACCACCACCACCGUCCGCUUACAUUUCCCACCCAUCGAGCGACCCAGCCGCUACGAGUUGACUCUCCGCGUAGUCUACCACCUGUCCACCAACCCCGGCACUACCAUCAUCCAAACCUCCGUCUUCCAACUCAACGUGCUCAACCCCUUCGAAGCCAACUAUGAGCUCCUCCCGCGCGUCCACCCCGACCCCUGGCCUUCCUUUUUCGACGCCGAAAACAUCCAACCUCUUUCCCUCCCGUCUCAAGUAGAAGAGGAGGACAACGACGCAGUAGUGCCCUACAAAGGCCUCCACCAAUCCUGGUCUCUCCUCACCCGCUACGCCUCCUUCGCCUCUGAAGAUCUCAAGGUCGUCGACGUAGACGUCAAACCAAUGACCUGCCUAAUCACCCGCCACCACCACGACGACUCAAACCUUCCCGUUGAAAAGGGUGGUGGCCACGUAAUGAAACCACACACCAUCGAAACCACCUCGUUCGAUAUCGUCGCGCAAAAAUUCAGUCUCGACGAUCGCGGCCCGGCACCACUUGACUUGGCCAUGGUCAUCCGAUGGAAACGGCUCCCCACACCUUCCUCAUCUCCAGAAACAUCUCCAUCUACAGAACAAGAAGAUGCCGAAGAAGAAGAAGAAACAGUAAUAAACACCACCACCCUCCCCUGCCCACGCUUCUCCCUCUUCGGCAUCGAACCCCGCGUGCUCGCCCACGUCACCUACCUCGACACCUAUAACCCAGACUCUUUUACUCCCCUGAUCCUCUUAAGGGUAAUCAUCGAAAACGCCUCCAACCACUUCUUGACGUUUGGCGUAUCGAUGGAUACCUCAAGUGAAUUCGCCUUCUCGGGCCCCAAAUUGUCGGCGGUGCCCGUGUUGCCUGUGAGUAGAAGGGAAGUGGAGUAUAGGCUUUUGCCUACUAGCCUGGGACCUGGAUCGGGCGAGACGGAAGAGAGGGAGGAAAAGAAGAAGAAAAAGGACAAGACGAGUGAACAGCAGGGAUACUGGAUCAAGCCAGGCUUGACUGUGAGAGAUAAGUACUUCCAGAAGGUGUUGAGGGUGAUUCCUGCGUCUGAGGGGGUGAGGGUGGAUGCGAAGGAGGGAGGGUUCUUGGUUUGGGUACCUACUGGUGAGGGGCCUGAUGAUGGUGAUGAGUAGAUAAUGUUGUGUUUUAAGGAUCAAUUCGUAAGGGAGAGAAAAGCAAGUCUUCAGCGAUUAAGUUUAAGUAUAAGCGAAAAAGCCUGUACAAGUAAUAGACUUGACCAUGAUAUCCGUC
Neurospora tetrasperma FGSC 2508 is the source of this 4030-nucleotide messenger RNA. RefSeq lists its product as uncharacterized. The transcript has 5 exons. NCBI's taxonomy places the organism in Eukaryota, Fungi, Ascomycota, Sordariomycetes, Sordariales, Sordariaceae. The record is from RefSeq and is a predicted model, not a curated record. Bases 1 to 3912 code for a protein of 1303 amino acids.